AUGGAUGUUGAAGAAGACUUGCUGAUAGUUGACGAGGUCGGCGUCUCUAGUCAACAAGCAGGACGCGAACAAACUUCCGCCCGGCCCGUGUUUUCAGACCCUGAGAGUGUCUAUUGUAGAGUGGCGGAUCCCGGCCAGGAAAGACUCUGCCGAAGCGAAGGCUCGGUUCUUGUGCAAGCUAGAGGCAAGUCAGCCAGAGCUACGGCGCACCAGUAUCUUCUUAUCAAACUUCAGUAUUGUACUGUAUUUGGAAAGAUGCCCUUCCUUUCAAAUAGUCCACGAAGGCAGGAGUUAGAAACAUUGAUACGAAGUUAG
Molecule: messenger RNA, 315 nt
Organism: Helobdella robusta
Lineage: Eukaryota; Metazoa; Annelida; Clitellata; Rhynchobdellida; Glossiphoniidae
Exons: 2
Coding region: 1-315 (104 amino acids)
Source: RefSeq, a predicted model, not a curated record